This is a messenger RNA of Brassica napus (rape), 2067 nucleotides long. RefSeq names its product ethylene-responsive transcription factor ERF115-like. The record is from RefSeq and is a predicted model, not a curated record. Gene Ontology annotation, biological process: ethylene-activated signaling pathway; regulation of DNA-templated transcription. Gene Ontology annotation, molecular function: DNA-binding transcription factor activity; DNA binding. Lineage: Eukaryota; Viridiplantae; Streptophyta; Magnoliopsida; Brassicales; Brassicaceae. The coding region runs from base 917 to 1684 and encodes 255 amino acids. The transcript has 2 exons.
AUAUAGAUGAAACUAGAAAACAUCUUCGUGUAUCUAUUUGUAAUAAGAGACUCCAAAACAACAGUUAAGUUCACACGUUUUCUCUUGAGUUAAUGAUCAGUGUGUACACAUCUCUCUUGGAUGUAUAACUAAGUUUCUUUUUUCAAUUUCUGUUCAAAUCUUUAAUGGGAAAAAAAAAGAUUCCACUUCAGGAAAAAAAAUGAAUCCCACUCUAACGUACGUAAACUAUUGUUUAUCUAUAUUUUUUUAAUGAAUGAAAAACAAAGUUGUUAUAUUCUUAUUCCCUUAACUUUUACAGAGAAUGUCAGUUUAAUUUAUACACAAAUAAUAUAUUUCUUAUAUAAAACCAAACCUUAAAAAAUAGAACUUUAUGUUUGUUUUCCUUCUUCGAUUCCAUGCAUGUGUUUCCGAAAAGAAACUAGCAAAUAAUAUGUACAGGCAUGCAUUUUCCUUCUUUAUUUUUCUCUUUUUAUCAUUUAGGAUCUUUGUACAGUGUUCAUAUUUAUUUAAAUUCUUCUGUCAGAGCUUUUUUAGCAAUCGUUAUUGAUAUCCAUUUCUUAAACGUUCAGAUUCACACGUACGCUUUUUUUUGCUAUAAGCAAAUAAAAAGGCCAUUUUCACGCGUCUCUACAGUGUUAACAAAUACACUCAUACAAUUGCAUGAUUUUUAUGUGCCUCGAAAAUUAUGAUAUAUAUACUAAACAAAAUUUGAAAAUAUGCAAAACUUCAGAUUGACGUUUUGUUGUUAUUUUUCUUAUGUUCACACAAACAAAAUGUUUCUAUAAACCAUUCAAAAUUCUUCACUCCAAAACCCUAAUUAAUAUCUCUCUUCCACUUUCCUUGUCUUCUUUGUUUCUCAUUUUCAACGCAUCAUCGUCUAUUUGAAAAAGUGCAAAAUCUGAAACCCUAAUAAUCAAUGAAUAAUGGGAAGAGGCCCUUUCGAGCUGGUGAAUCUGAGGAGAAGAAAGAAGCCGAUGACGACGAGAACAUAUUUCCGUUCUUCUCGGCACGAUCCGAAUACGACACGCGUGCCAUAGUCUCAGCCCUGACUCAAGUCAUUGGAAACCAAAGCAGCACGCAUGAUAAUAAUCUACAUCACCCUGUUGAGUAUGAUCAGCAAGAUCCUAUCCAACAUGUUCCUCCUACUCAAGAUCAAGGAAACUUGAGGAAAAUACAUUAUAGAGGGGUAAGGCAACGACCAUGGGGAAAAUGGGCUGCCGAAAUUAGGGAUCCACAAAAGGCCGCACGCGUGUGGCUUGGGACAUUUGAGACCGCUGAAGCUGCGGCCUUAGCUUAUGAUGAAGCAGCUCUUAGGUUCAAAGGAAGCAAAGCCAAACUUAAUUUCCCUGAGAGAGCUCAACUAGCAAGUAACACUAGUACUAUUACCGGUCUACCAAACUAUUACUCUUCUAAUAAUCAAACUUACUACUCAAAUCCGCAGACUAAUCCACAAAACAUACCAUAUUAUAACCAAUACUACUAUAACCAAUAUCUUCAGCAAGGGGGAAAUAGUAACGAUGCAGUAAGCUAUAGUCUGGCAGGUGGGGAAACCGGAGGCUCAAUGUAUAGCCAUCAGACAUUAUCUAAUACCACUUCUUCAUCAGCUGGUGGAUCUUUAAGGCAACAAGAAGAUUACACAAGUUUUUGGCAUUUUGGGGAUUCUUCUCCUAAUUCGGGGUUUUGAGAUCCUCAUAUAAAUAAGGGGUUUCGGAUUACUUAUUAUGAGGAGAUCAUAUCAUAUGUUCCUUGAGUGUUUUCUAUUUUCAUUAUGCGUGUGUCGUUCGUGUAUCAUUUUCUUAGUUUCUUCUCAAGAGUUUUCACUGGGUUCUUUGUUAACAAGCCUUAAUUUCAAACUAAAUUCAUAAAAUAACAAAAAUAUUGUCCUUAAAAUUUGUGGGAGUAGUCUCAAAUAAGCACACACAUACAUAUAUAUAAAUUAUUCACUGGUUUCUCGGUACAUGAUGUUAAUGGAUAUAUGAUAUGGCAUGUAUAACGUGAGUGAUCAAAACAAUAUAUAAAAUCAACGAUAAAAAAAAUCUUAAGUUUGUACAAUGUCACAUCACAUGA